This is a messenger RNA of Protobothrops mucrosquamatus (brown spotted pit viper), 970 nucleotides long. It is a transcript of the gene JKAMP, whose product is annotated as JNK1/MAPK8 associated membrane protein. The record is from RefSeq and is a predicted model, not a curated record. Gene Ontology annotation, cellular component: membrane. Gene Ontology annotation, molecular function: ubiquitin protein ligase binding. Gene Ontology annotation, biological process: response to unfolded protein. The transcript is spliced from 7 exons. NCBI's taxonomy places the organism in Eukaryota, Metazoa, Chordata, Lepidosauria, Squamata, Viperidae. The coding region runs from base 28 to 960 and encodes 310 amino acids.
CUUCCGUCGCGACCGGACUGGAGUAAGAUGGUUGUAGAUAUUCAGCCAGACUGCCUUGGACUUUAUUGUGGAAGAACAGUGGAAAUUAUAAAUGGAACUGAAAUUCAUGGUGAUUGUGGUGUAUGUCCCAGAGGACAAAGAAGUGAUGCCUAUAAAAUUUGCCGCGAAUGUAUAGGAUCCCCAGAACGCUAUGAUUGGCUUUAUCUUGGCUUUAUGGCAAUGCUACCUCUCAUUCUGCAUUGGUUCUUCAUUGAAUGGUAUUCAGGGAAAAAGAGUUCCAGUGCGCUUUUCCAGCACAUCACUGCUUUAAUUGAAUGCAGCGUGGCUGCAAUUGUUACCCUGCUUGUAAGUGACCCCAUAGGCUCCCUGCACAUCCGUUCAUGCAAAGUGAUGAUGCUUUCUGACUGGUAUACCAUGCUUUACAAUCCAAGCCCUGAUUACGUUACCACCAUUCACUGUACCCACGAAGCUGUCUAUCCUCUCUACACCAUUGUAUUCAUAUACUACGCAUUCUGUUUAGUGUUUAUGAUGAUGCUUCGUCCACUGCUGGUAAAGAAGAUUGCUUGUGGGCUGGGAAAGUCAGAUAGAUUUAAGAGCAUUUAUGCAGCUCUUUACUUCUUCCCAAUUCUGACUGUGCUUCAGGCUGUUGGAGGUGGCUUGCUCUACUAUGCUUUCCCAUAUAUCAUCAUUGUACUGUCUCUUGUUACCCUGGUUGUCUAUCUAUCUGCUUCUGAAGUAGAGACUUUCAAAGAUCUGCUUGUCAGGAAGAAAAGGCUUAUCGUUCUGUUUAGCCAUUGGCUGUUGCAUGCCUACGGAAUUAUCUCCAUUUCCAAGCUGAGCAACAUUUACCAGGACUUGCCUUUGCUGGCCUUGGUGCCUGCACCAGCUCUUUUUUAUUUGCUAACUGCAAAAUACACUGAGCCAUCCAGGAUAUUAUCUGAGGGAGCAAAUGGACGUUAAUUAUAAUUAA